CUCGCCCGCGGAUCCCCGCCGCCCCGGCCGCGGCCCUCGGCGAGAUGCCCUGCGGGGAGGACUGGCUCAACCACCCGCUCGGGAUCGUGCAAGGCUUCUUCGCCCAAAAUGGAGUUAAUCCUGACUGGGAGAAGAAAGUAAUUGAAUAUUUUAAGGAAAAGCUGAAGGAAAAUAAUGCUCCUAAAUGGGUACCGUCAUUGAAUGAGGUUCCCCUUCACUACUUGAAACCCAACAUUGUGAAAUUCCGUUGCAUGAUUCAGGACAUGUUUGAUCCCGAGUUUUACAUGGGAGUCUAUGAGACGGUUAACCAGAACACGAAAGCACGUGUUCUUCAUUUUGGAAAAUAUAGAGAUGUAGCAGAGUGUGGGCCUCAACAGGAACUUGACUUAAACUCUCCGCGAUCUACCACUUUGGAAAGGCAAACUUUCUACUGUGUUCCAGUGCCUGGGGAGUCCACAUGGGUGAAAGAGGCCUAUAUCAAUGCGAACCAAGCCCGAGUCAGUCCCUCGACGUCGUACACUCCCAGUCGUCACAAGAGGAGUUACGAAGAUGAUGAAGAUAUGGAUCUACAGCCCAGUAAGCAGAAAGACCAGCAUGCUAGUGCCAGGCAAGCAGGGAGUGUUGGUGGUCUUCAGUGGUGCGGAGAGCCAAAGCGCUUAGAGACUGAAGCUUCUGCUGGGCAGCAACUGAACUCCCUGAACCUGUCUUCGCCUUUCGAUCUGAAUUUCCCACUGCCGGGAGAGAAGGGACCUGCAUGCCUUGUGAAGGUGUAUGAAGAUUGGGACUGUUUCAAAGUAAAUGACAUUCUGGAGUUGUAUGGCAUACUGUCUGUGGAUCCUGUGCUCAGUGUACUGAACCAUGACGACAGGGAUGCCUCUGCGCUGCUGGACCCGAUGGAGUGCACAGACGCAGCCGAAGAGCAGCGCGUGCACAGCCCGCCUGCCUCGCUGGUGCCCAGGAUUCACGUGGUUUUAGCCCAGAAGUUGCAGCACAUCAACCCUUUGCUGCCGACCUGCCUUAAUAAAGAAGAGAGCAAAACCUUUGUCUCAAGUUUCAUGUCUGAGCUGUCUCCAGUCAGAGCAGAACUGCUUGGAUUCCUCACUCACGCCCUCUUGGGAGAUAGUCUGGCUGCGGAAUACCUUAUAUUGCACCUCAUCUCUACAGUAUAUACAAGAAGAGAUGUUCUUCCUCUAGGAAAAUUUACAGUUAACCUGAGUGGUUGCCCACGAAACAGCACCUUCACAGAACACUUAUAUCGAAUUAUUCAACAUCUUGUUCCAGCGUCUUUUCGCCUACAGAUGACGAUAGAGAACAUGAACCAUUUGAAGUUCAUCCCCCACAAAGACUACGCAGCGAAUCGCUUGGUCAGCGGACUCCUGCAGCUGCCUAGCAACACCUCCCUCGUCGUUGACGAGACGCUCCUGGAGCAGGGUCAGCUGGACAGCCCAGGGGUCCACAAUGUGACUGCCCUGAGCAAGCUCAUAACCUGGCAGAAGGUGGAUUACGACUUCAGCUACCACCAGAUGGAGUUCCCUUGCAACAUCAACGUUCUCAUCACCUCGGAAGGGCGCUCCCUCCUCCCGGCCGACUGCCAGGUCCACUUGCAGCCCCAGCUCGUCCCACCCAACAUGGAGGAACACAUGAGCAGCCUGCUUGCCGCCGUGCUGCCCUCUGUGCUCAACAAGUUCCGCGUCUACCUGACCCUGCUGAGGUUCCUGGAUUACAGCAUCUCUGACGACGUGACCAAGGCAGUGGAAGACGACUUCGUGGAAAUGCGUAAGAAUGACCCUCAGAGCAUCACCGCCGACGACCUACACCAGCUGCUCGUGGUGGCCCGGUUUCUGUCGCUCAGCGCUGGUCAGACAACUCUGUCGCGAGAACGGUGGCUCAGAGCAAAGCAGCUGGAGUCGUUAAGGAGAAACAGGCUUCAGCAGCAGAAGUGUGUGAAUGGGAACGAACUGUAACGAUCUGACACCUCUGGGGAGGAGGGGGCGGAUCAGAGCCACGUUAUUGUAGAAUUCAAAUGCCAUUUAUACUACAUCGUUUUAUAGACAAUUUCUAUCAGAAACCAAUGACUUUUCUUGAAAUCAAGCCUGGUAACAUCUAAAGUUUAUAUGAUAUUCAGUUAGGGCUUUUACCUUACUGAUUUUAUGGAGCUUUUGAAGUUUGUUUUAUAAUUAUAUAAAUUAGUAACAAUGUACAAAAAACCAUAUUUGAUAUUGAACAUUUAAUAUUGAUAACAUUGUUGAUUAUCCUAUUUCCUGAGCUCCAGCUAAGUCACAGGACAAACUUUGUUGAAUUGUUAAUGUUAACUUCAUUUGAAGAUUACUGCAAUUUCAAGGUUAGAGGACUCUGCAAUUAACGGUGGUUUGUUCAGGUCUGGGUCUAGGGCGCGGGUGUCCUUGCCACCGACCCACACAGCUGGUAGAAACGCUGGGCUCUGGCAACUCUCCCCACUUAGUGGACGGGCUUGGACCUGGGGGUGUGACACAUAGCAGUGCCUCCCAGGCUUUUGGACGUCAUGGACCAGAAAUCUUUCCAAAAACUUACGGGAUGGGGUUGCCAAUUUAUUUUGCUAAGUAAUCAGAAAUAAAUCACUGUAUUAUCACUUUUUUUUUUUUUUCAUAAAA
Messenger RNA from Lepus europaeus (European hare), 2630 nucleotides. It is a transcript of the gene MCMBP, whose product is annotated as minichromosome maintenance complex binding protein. Gene Ontology annotation, molecular function: chromatin binding. NCBI's taxonomy places the organism in Eukaryota, Metazoa, Chordata, Mammalia, Lagomorpha, Leporidae. The record is from RefSeq and is a predicted model, not a curated record. Gene Ontology annotation, biological process: DNA-templated DNA replication.